AUGAAGACGCCGGGAAAUGGUGCCGGUGGUGGCAAUGUUAAUCCAGCUGAAGGAGAGAAGAAGAACUUAAAUCCAGAGCUAUGGCAAGCUUGCGCCGGACCUCUGGUGAACUUGCCUGUUGCUGGAACACAUGUUGUCUACUUUCCUCAAGGCCACAGUGAACAGGUUGCUGCAUCUAUCAAGAAGGAUGUGGAAGCCCAAAUUCCAAACUAUCCAAACCUGCCGUCAAAGUUAAUUUGUCUUCUGCACAAUGUUACCCUUCAUGCUGAUCCUGAAACAGAUGAAGUGUAUGCUCAAAUGACACUACAACCAGUUCCUUCAUUUGACAAGGAGGCAUUAUUGAGGUCAGAUUUGUCUAUGAAAGCAAAUAAACCACAACCAGAAUUUUUUUGCAAAACUUUGACGGCAAGUGAUACUAGCACUCAUGGUGGUUUCUCUGUACCUCGGCGUGCAGCUGAAAAAAUAUUCCCUCCUUUGGAUUACUCCCUGCAGCCACCUGCUCAAGAACUUGUGGCUAGGGACUUGCAUGAUAACAUAUGGACUUUUCGACAUGUUUAUCGAGGGCAACCGAAACGACACUUAUUAACAACAGGGUGGAGCCUAGUUGUGAGUGGAAAAAGGCUUUUUGCAGGUGACUCGGUCUUGUUUAUUAGGGAUGAAAAACAUCAGUUUCUACUAGGAAUUAGAAAGGCUAAUAGGCAGCCUACCAACUUAUCGUCAUCAGUGUUAUCAAGUGAUAGCAUGCAUAUUGGUAUCCUAGCAGCAGCAGCACAUGCAGCUGCAAACAACAGUCCUUUCACUGUGUUCUAUAACCCAAGGGCUGGUCCUUCUGAAUUUGUAAUUCCUUUAGCAAAGUACUACAAAGCAACUUAUAGCAGUCAAAUAUCUCUUGGCAUGAGGUUUCGCAUGAUGUUUGAGACAGAAGAAUCUGGAACUAGAAGGUAUAUGGGCACAAUUACUGGCAUUAGUGAUCUGGAUCCAGUGAGGUGGAAGAACUCUCAGUGGCGGAAUUUGCAGGUUGGUUGGGAUGAGUCGACUGCUGGAGAGAGGAUCAACCGAGUCUCUAUUUGGGAGAUUGAACCGAUAACAGCACCAUUUUUGAUCUGUUCUAGUCCAUUCUUCAGUUCCAAGCGUCCAAGGCAACCCGGAAUGCCAGAUGGUGAUUAUUCUGAUAUGGAUGGCAUGUUCAAGAGGACAAUGCCAUGGCUUGGUGAUGAUUUUGGCAUGGCAGAUCCUCAAGGUCUGCCUGGUCUUAGCUUAAUCCAAUGGAUGAACAUGCAGAAGAAUCCUUCUUUGGCUAACCCGAUGAUCCCCAACUAUAUGAAUUCCCUAUCUGGUUCUGCUCUACAAAACCUUGCUGGAGCAGACCUAUCACGCCAGCUAGGUAUGGCAGCACCGCAAUUUCAGCAGCAGCAGCAAAUGCAGCACAACUUGCAGUUCAAUAAUGCCCAUAGGCCAAACCAACAGCUUGACCAGCUCCAGAAGUUACCAGCAGCAGCGCUGAACUCGUUAGACUCUAUUAUGCAAUCACAGCAACAGUUAUCUGAUGUCAGUCAGCAACCAAGACAAAAUCUAACUACUCAGUCACUGCCUACAACCCAAGUUCACACACAGCAUAUGCAAGCGCAGAGUCUUGGGCAAUCUCAGAACGUUCUUCCGCCGCAACAAUCAGUUCAAAAUCAAAACCAACUGCAGAGAAACCUCCCCCAGAGCCUAUCACAGCAACAUCCACAACAACAGAUUCUGAGUCAGACUCAGCAGCAAAGUUUCAUGUCAUCCCAGCCCCCAGAUCCAGUGAACCAACAACAGCAUUUCUCUGAUAACCAAGCACAGCUUCAAAUGCUACAAAAACUACAUCAACAACAAAAAUCACUUCUAGCACAACAAUCUGGAUUACAGCAACCUUCACAACUUGGGCCAAUCCAGGAUCACCAGAAGCAGCUCAUGGAUGCAUCACAGAACUUUUCCAGGUCACUUGCGACAAACCAAAUGUUGGAUGCGUCUCAAACCACGUCCACUUCACUUCCUCACUCGCAAGUUGUUCAGCAGCAAAUGACGAGAAUAAAUAGCCCGUCCAAUCUUCGGUUUUCCCAGCCAACUCAGCAACCAAAGCUUCAGCAGCAGCAAUCUGGUAACCUGUCAGACCUAUCUGGACCAGUUAACUACCCUCUACCCCGAACGUCUUAUCAGCUUUCCGCAAAUGGCAGUAAUUUAACAGGAACUGCAGGGGGAGGGCAGUCUGUGGUAAUUGAUGAUGUCCCAUCAUGGUCCACCUCGGUUUCCACUAAUAACUGUCAGAGUGUAGUUCAGCCAAAUAUGAAUGGUCGAACCACAGGUGCACGGGAUGAAAUGACCCACUGUUCUGGACCCUUAGAAGUUAUGUCUGCAAAUAACAACCUGCAGCCAAAGUCUGAUGUUAAACCUUCAAUAAACGUCGUCUCCAAGAGCCAGAACCAUGGGUUUUUGGCACCUCAAACUCUUAACACUUCAGGAAUACAGUUUGAUUAUUUGGAUAGUUCAUCUUCAGCAACUUCAGCUUGCCUUUCCCAAAAUGAUGUUCAAUUGCAGCAGACUGCUACAGACCCAUUAUCUUGCAGUUCUCAGCCAUUGAUAUUCAGAGAUAGUCCAGAUGGAGGAGAAGUUCAGGGUGACCCGAGAAACAAUGUAGCUUUUGGAGCAGCAAACAUGGAAAAUAAUCAGUUAGGACUGCCUAUGAUACCUGAUCCUUUGAUCACUAAAAGCUCAAUGGGAUCAAGGAAGGAUUUCGCAGACAAUCUCUCAUCAGGAGGCGGCAUGCUCUCCAGCUAUGAGAACCCCAAGGAAGCACAGCCUGAACUCUUGGCCUCAAUGGCUUCCGAUUAUGUCACCUUUAAUUCAAUUGAUUCUACCAUCAAUGAUGGUAGCUUCAUGGAUAGAGGCGCCUGGGAGCCACCACCUCAACUGCCUCGUUUGCGGACAUAUACCAAGGUGUACAAGCGUGGUGCAGUAGGAAGAUCAAUUGAUAUUGCACGGUACUCAGGCUAUGAGGAACUUAAACUAGAUUUGGCUCGUAGAUUCGGUAUAGAGGGACAACUGGAGGACAGACAAAGAAUAGGAUGGAAGCUUGUGUAUGUUGAUCACGAAAACGAUGUUCUACUGGUUGGUGAUGACCCCUGGGAGGAAUUCGUGAGCUGUGUCCGCUGCAUCAAGAUUCUUUCUCCACAAGAAGUUCAACAAAUGAGCUUGGAUGGAGAUUUUGGAGGUAGUGUCCUUCAAAACCAAGAUUGUAGCAGUUCAGACGCGGGAGAUGUGUAAUUAUAGCAAGGCUAAAGUUGUUAACAAUUCUUUUGAAGCUGGAAACUCACACAAAUAUAGCUUCUAGGUAAUCAGUUGCUCCACCAAAGUUUUCCUUCUAGUAUACACCACAGUACAGUAAGCAAGCCAGCUGCUAGCUCUUCAUGGGAUCUUGGUAUAUUUAAUGAUCCCUUGAGUGUAACAAAGCUGAUGCUAAUCUUUGAUAAGAGAAAAAAGUUAGUAAGGGAAGUCAUCACCAUUGCUGCUUAGAGGGUAAUGUGCUCUAGCAUAGUUGUUAAGGCAAUAGAAGUAUGGUGGAUCCCAACUUCUCUUGUUCCUUUGAUAGUUCCACAAGGCUUGAUAUAUCAGAGUGUAUAGUAAUGUAAAUAUACUCUUUUCUGUAAGAGAAAAUGGUUUAGACAGAAUGAGAGACUUUAUUGCUUUUGAUUGUUGUACAACAUGGAUAUGGUUCACACCUUAUUUAUAGGAGAAAAGUAUUUUCACUAA
Messenger RNA from Solanum pennellii, 3780 nucleotides. Its product is annotated as auxin response factor 19-like. Gene Ontology annotation, cellular component: nucleus. Bases 1 to 3294 code for a protein of 1097 amino acids. Gene Ontology annotation, biological process: response to hormone; regulation of DNA-templated transcription. NCBI's taxonomy places the organism in Eukaryota, Viridiplantae, Streptophyta, Magnoliopsida, Solanales, Solanaceae. The record is from RefSeq and is a predicted model, not a curated record. Gene Ontology annotation, molecular function: protein binding; DNA binding. The transcript is spliced from 13 exons.